UACAUUGAUUCUUGUAGAAUAUGGGACAUACCAGUUACCGAAAUCAGAGACAAACAAAACUUGACAUUACCUGUAUGACCACACAACAACGUCAGGGUGUGUAGUAUUAUCGACGCUAUCGCUGUGCUGUGCUAAACGUGAGCACGGAGAUUAACGUGUCUCUUAUGCAGUGUUGACACGGGAUCAGCUGCACACGUGUGUUAAACAAAAUAGACUAGGCCUGCAUGCAGUCUUAACAUAUUUAAAAUCAAACUAAUCCGGUGCCCACGGAAUGUCUACAAAAAAAUCGCCAGUCGUAGAGGUGGUGGAAACACCUUUUUACGAGACAGAGAAACGUUUUGAAGCGGAUGGCAUCAAUGGCUACGACUCGGUGUUGUUUACUGUGUGCGACAUCUUCGGCAGACCCAGGGGAAAGUUCGCUGUGGGCCGGGGAAUCCAGAGAUUUGUAAAGGAAGGCAUGGAAAUGCCGCACACCACUUGUGUUUUGGGCUUCAACUCAGAACCACCAAAAACAAUCCCCAAAUACAGCCAGGGAAAGUCUACAAUAUGGCGCAUGUUCCCUGACCUGUCCACACUGAGACGGCUGAGCUGGCUUUGUAAAGAUGGAAAAAAGGUGGGCCAAGUACUGUGUGACCUUUACGACUCCAACGGUGACCCUGAGAUGUACUCACCAAGAGAAAUUGCUAAAAGACAGAUAGCAGCUCUAAAAGACAUAGGUUUCCAGAUACUGUCCGCUCAUGAAGCCGAGUACAUGAUGUUCCAUAAAGGUACCCUAAAUCCCAUGGGUGGAAAUUUUAAUGAUGUGAUCAAUAUGCUGAGACUUGAUGGAGAACUGUCUUUUCUCUAUGACAACAUGACGGGACUGCUCAACUCGGGAAUUCCAGUGGAAACCCAGAUGGAAGAAUUCCAACCAGGACAAGUAGAGUACUCCCUGCAGCCUCAGUAUGGCAUCAAGAUGGCCGACUGUGUCCACAGGUUGCGUUAUGUAGCUAAAGCGGUGGCACAGACUGGUGGAUUUGAUGCUAUAUUUAUGACCAGACCUAAAGCAGAAAACCAGAGCAAUGGAUAUCAUUUGAACCACUCACUCUGGACCUUGGAUGGGAAAAAUGCUUUCUAUGACCCAAAUGGUGACCACAAAUGUUCAGAUAUUUUGCGACACUGGGUGGCAGGACUGAUCCUUCAUGCCAACGCCCUACUUGCACUGUUUAACCCCACCCUCAACUGUUAUGAAAGACUGCAUGGAUUUUUUUCUCCCAGUGAUAAUGUAUGGAACUACGAUGACAGGAAUGCAAGGUUGAGAGUAAAGACGAAAGGCAAAAAUAUUCAUAUAGAGGAUAGAUCUCCAUCCUCAGCUAGCAACCCAUACCUAGUUAUAGCUGGUCUCAUAGCUGCAGGAAUGGAUGGUAUUGUCAACAAGUUGGAAUGUCCACCUCCUGUAGAAUUCAGACCUCUUAUGAGCGGGGAUGAAAGAGCCAAAACAAAAAAUCCACUAGCUAAGACGAUGGACGAAGCAUUGCAAGCUUUAGGAGAAAACACAGUACUGAAGAGAGCACUCGGGGAGGACUUCGUCAAUGAUUAUAUAGCACUGUGUAAGGAAUUUCAAAUAGACAAACUGAAGGAGUUUUCUGACAAGGAGCCAAGCAUCAGAUUUGAAGCAGCUAGAAAACUGUUUCUCUACAACCUUUAAAGACAGCUCAGAGUGAACUGGGCUUUUGAAAGUAGUGUGCAUAAUGUUAUUUUUUAUAUUAAGUUUUGUUUUUUUGACAAAUAUACUAUAGGCCGACAUGUAACAUUUGCUAAUAAACCCACUUUACAAAUAAACAGAAA
Messenger RNA from Physella acuta, 1827 nucleotides. RefSeq names its product glutamine synthetase. Gene Ontology annotation, cellular component: membrane; cytoplasm. Lineage: Eukaryota; Metazoa; Mollusca; Gastropoda; Physidae. Gene Ontology annotation, molecular function: glutamine synthetase activity. The record is from RefSeq and is a predicted model, not a curated record.